Molecule: messenger RNA, 1224 nt
Organism: Symbiodinium pilosum
Lineage: Eukaryota; Dinophyceae; Suessiales; Symbiodiniaceae
Source: the annotation of a GenBank genome assembly
AUGUGCGUUGGAUUCCCUCUGAGCGCAACUGUGCUGAUCGCCCCUCACGGGAACCAUGGCUCAAGGCGACCUGUGUUACGGCUCCGGUUGCUCCCGCUCCUGGUGAUGGCUUGGUUGAUCCUUACGCUGGUGAUGGCUUGGGAGACGCGAACGCUUCGAGCAACUGCAGCUCCGCAUACUGCGGUCCAUGUGAACAAGAGGCCGCGCUUGACGGGGCCCAACGUGGCUCAGACCGAGCAAACUCUCCUGGGGGCCCCCUCCCAUUUGGAGGUCAAGGUGCGGAGGGCCUCGACGCAGGAGCGCUACAACACCACUGUGGAGACCUUCCUGUUCUGGUGCCAAAGCUACUUCAGCCUCUCACAGGACUACGACUCGCUCCUCACUGCGUACCUCAACGAGCUAUAUGCACAGGGAGCCGACGUGUCCGUCGCGGAGUACACUUUCGCCGCCUUUCGGUACCGGUUCCCCGAUUACGGAAAGUACGGCUCAAGGACUUUGGCCCGGGCCAUCCAGAUGCGUCUUCCAACACCUCGUGUGGCUUUCGCGGCUAUCGUGGGGGCCCUCUUUGCGAUCGGCAACCCCGUGAUGGCUUUGGCUCUGCUACUUCAGUGGGAUCUGCUCUUACGGCCUGGCGAGCUCACAAGCCUGCGCCCGCGUCAGGUAGUGGCGCCAGCAUCUCUGGUGGCGAUGCCCAGGUGGGGAAUCGUGUUGGCUCCUUCGACAGGCGGCUCAGACGACCCAAGCAAAACCAACGUCUUCGACGAGAGCAUCCUGUUGAGCCCAAGAGUCGACUACCUUCUCCCUGCCUUGGCGGCCCUGGUUGCAAGCCGCAAGCAGAUGCCCUUCUUGUUCGACUUCACUUGCACUCAGCUCAACGCGUCGUUCAAAGAUAUGGCCGACCGUCUCAAGUUGGGUGCGUUGGAAGCCACACUUUACGGGAACCGUCAUGGGGGAGCCAGCGAGCUGCGUCUCUUGGGGACUCCGCUCAAAGAGAUCAAAGCUCGCGGGCGUUGGCAAGCCGACUCAAGUCUGAAGCGGUACGAGAAGGCCACGGUCGCUCAGCAGCAGGUCCACAAGGUCCCAUUGGGCACCCAGCUCUACGGCAACUUCGUGGAAAACCAGCUCAAACUCUGCGGCAACCUCCUGGCAAAAGUUGUGUCCUCCAACAGUGCAACGGCCCUGAGCCAGCUUCGUCAGCUCUUCCUGCCUCUCCCCAACGUGUGA